AUGAACCCCGCUAAGCUGACAGUGGCUCAGCUGAAGAAUGAGCUCAAGGAGCGCGGGCUGGAGCAGACGGGCCUAAAAGCUGAGCUGAUAGAGAGGCUGCAGGGCGCACUUGAUGCCGAAGCGGCGGGCGACGGCGGUGCUGGCGAGGGUGAGCCGGCUUCCAACGGCGAUGCCGGCCCUGCCGGCGAGGCAAGCGCUGAUGCAGGCGCUGACGAGGGCGCCGACGGCCAGCAGCAGGAGCAACAGCAGCAGCAGGGAGAGGAAGGCGGCGACGCGCCGAUGGCCGAAGCCGAGCAACAGGAGGGGCCGGCCGCCGACGACGGCGAUGGAAGCGGGCAGCCGCACGAAGAGGUCCAGCAGGACCAACAGCAGCAGCAAGAGCAGGAGGGCGAUGCCGGGCCGCAGCAGGCGGAUGCGGGCGACACGGCCGACGCCGCCAAAGGCGAGGAGGCCCUCUCACCCACUGCCGCGGCCGCAGCCGCCGCCGAGGCUGCGGCGGAGGCCGCCGCCAAGGCGGAGGCCGCCAAGCAGCGCGAGCGGGAGCGCGAACGCGAGCGCGCGCGCCAGCGCGAGCGCGAGCGGUCGCCGUCGGGCCGGCCCAAGGGGCCGCGGGCGGAGCUGCCCAAGCCGCCGUCGCUGCCGCUGGGGCGCGCUGCGGAGUGGCAGCGCAUGGAGAUCCCGCAGGCUUGGAUCCCGCAGCCGCUGCUCAAGGUGAGCCCCAUCCCCGCCGAGGCGACGGACGGCGAGGUGACCGCCGCGCUGCAGGCCGCGGGGCUGCCGCUGGCACGCGUGGACGUUGAGCCGGCCGGCGCGACCGCCAAGCGCGCGGCCUGGGUGCGCCUCGUCGCGCCCGAGCUGCCGUGGCACAGCGAGGGGUUGCCCUACCACCUGCAGCCGGCGGUGGAGGCGGCCUGCGCCGCGCCGCUCGCCGGCGCCGCCGAGGCCGCCGAGGCCGCGGCCGCGGCGGCGGCGGCUGCAGCGGCCGCCGAGGAGGGCGCCGCAGCUGCGGAGGGCGGCGCGGAGGGCGGGGAGGGCGGCGCGGCCGCAGGGAGCGGCGGCAAGCGCAAGGGUGAGGACGAGGAGGGCGGCGAUGCUUCGAAGCUGGAGGGCCCGCGCGAGGGCGACGCGGCGGGCGAGGUGUAUGCGACGCCGACGUCCCCGCGCCGCAAGGCCGGGCCGCUGGAGGAGGUGACCGACGGGGACGCGUGGCGCGUGGCGCGCGAGUACGCGGGCGUACUGGGCGGCGUGGAGCUGGAGGUUCGCGGGGAGAAGGUGGCCGUCGACGCACCGCUGGCGCAGGUCUCGCUGUUUGUCAACCACCUGGCCAGCGACGACGACGACGCGCUGCUGUCAGAGAUGGCCGCCUAUGGCGACGUCGUCCGCGCCUUUGUUGUCCGUGCGCCCGCCGAGGACGGCAGCGGCGCGCCCGGCCGCAGCAAGGGCUACGGGUUUGUUGAGUUUGCGGUGCCGUCGGGCGCCAAGGCGGCGCUGCGGGCGCUGGAGGAGCGAUAUGAUGCGGAGAGGAAGCGGCUGAGGGCUCUGGAGGACGCGUAUUACGAUGAGAGGGUCAGCCUGCGCCAGCGGCUGCACGACGAAUUGAAGAAGAAGGAAGAGGAAGAGGAGGCCAAGGCUAAGGCGGAGGCAGCUGCCAAGGCGGCUGCCGAGGCUGAGGUAAAGGCCCAAGCCGAGGCGGAGGCGAAGGCGGCGGCGGAGGCCAAGGCGAAGGAGGAGGCCGAGGCAAAGGCGGCAGAGGCGGCGGCAAAGGAGGGCGAGGAGGGGGCCGAGAAAGAGGAGGCCAAAGAGGGUGGCGAGGAUGUUAAGGAGGGCGGAGACGUGGCCGCAGCGGCCGCGGCGCCAGUGCCAGCGGCUGCAGCGGCGCCUGUCAAGUCGCCCGCGCCGGCCAAGUCCCCCGCGGCCGGGCGGCACGAGACGCACGCGGAGCGCGCGCGGCGCGAGCGCGAGGCGCGGGAGAAGCAGCGGGAGGCGGAGCGCGCGCAGAAGGAGAAGGACAGGGAGAGGGAGCGGCGGCUGCGCGAGGUGGUGGCGGAGGAGGUCGCCAAGCUGGCGCCGCCGCCGGGGCCGGAGCAGCUGCUGACGAUCCGCCGCGCCGAGUGGAGCUACCCCCGCACCGUGCCGGAGCUGUUUGCGACGCAGCUGCACGUCGCCGGCCUCGCACGCGGCAAGCCCGUGUCGUCGGACGACGUGAGGGGCGUGUUUGCGCACUUUGGCUGGGUGCACGCGGUGUACGUGCCGCGCGACCAGUACAGCGCCCGCGCUGACCCGUGCGCGUUGUCGUCACUCACGGUCGACGCGGGCCCACGGAGCGGCACAUACGGGCUCACGCACUGA
This is a messenger RNA of Monoraphidium neglectum, 2349 nucleotides long. RefSeq lists its product as hypothetical. The record is from RefSeq and is a predicted model, not a curated record. Lineage: Eukaryota; Viridiplantae; Chlorophyta; Chlorophyceae; Sphaeropleales; Selenastraceae. Gene Ontology annotation, molecular function: RNA binding. The transcript is spliced from 7 exons. Bases 1 to 2349 code for a protein of 782 amino acids.